GGAUGGGACGUGUUGAUGUAUCUCGGUGGGUGGGUUGACUAGGCCAAAUCCGCUCGCCUCGGUUAGUCCUUUUUCUGUCUGUUAUCCCGGUAUGGGGGACAUGAAAACCCCAGAUUUUGACGACCUGUUGGCGGCGUUCGACAUUCCCGACAUCGAUGCCAAAGAGGCAAUCCAGUCGGCCCCCGAGGACGUGGAGGGCCACCACGGCGGGAAGUCGUCGGGGGCCCCGGGGGGCCCGUCCCUCAGGCCCUCCAGCCCUUCGGAUGGCCAGAGCCUGCCCCAGGGGGACACCCCCAUCAUCAGCGUGAUCGUGAAGAACCGGGUCCGCCCCGAGACAGAGCCGGAGUCGGACAAGGAGGGCACGGACGGCGGCGGGGGCGCGGCCGGGGUCGCGGGCCCCCGCCUGGGCCCCAGGAUUCCGCCGUUGGUCUCGUCCGAGCCUCUGAGCCAGUCCGUCAACGGGUUCGUAGCCGCGGCGGCAUCGGCGGACCCCCUGCUGCGUCAGACCCAGGCCCCCGCCAACGGGGAGCUGUGGCCUCCGUGCUCCCCGAAAACGGCGGCGGAGGGGGGCGGGGCGGGGGCCGGCGCCGGGUCGGCCAAAGCGCCCCGCCAGUCCGGCGGCGUCCCGAGCAGACUGAAGCCCCUGGUUCCUGGCGAGCUGGCGGGGAAGGGUCGAAAAACGCUGCUGCAGCUCCACAGUGCGGCGGGCGGGUCGGACGAAGGCAAGGCCCCCGCCUCAUCGUUUGGCCACUCGUCCUCCGAGGCCCCCAGCAUCCCCGCGGCGUCCUCCGGCCUGACUCCCCCUUUCUUUCCCCCUCCCAAACCCGCGCCCCCCUCCACCCCCCCGUCCUCCGCCGCUGCCCACCUGUCGCGUCCCAGGACGCUCACGUCGCCCCCGUCGGACUCCUCCCCGCCGUUUAACGGCGCCCAGAGGGGCAGCAGUCCGGCCGCCGGCCGGCCCGUCGCGUUCCGCCGCCUGGAGUCGGACGACGAGGACUCGGAACCGGACCUGGGAAGUCCGCUGGUGAUCCAGGAGAGCCCCGAUUCCCCCGCCUGCACGCCUCCCAAACUGUCCCGUCGCCACAGGUCGUCUUCGGAGACCUUCGGCUCUCCCACCCCGCCCCGCCAGAUCCCCCCGGCAGCCGACUACGGCAGACCUGGAGAGGCGGCCCCUGGGCCCCGCACGCCCUCCCCGCCCGCCUCCCCCCGGCCCCCCGAGGGCUGGCCGAAGGCCCGCCCCGCCGGCUCCAGCCCGGCGCACGAGGAGCGGAACCCCGAGCACGUAAUUGAGGAGAGGGACUCGCCGGAGAGCCCCGAACCGGAGGCCCCGAACCGCUCUGCUGCCACGGCAACCGCCAAGAGGAGCUCCAGCCCUGCCGCGGCGCCGCCCGAGAGCUCCCACAAGGUCAAAGACGAGGAUGAAGAGGAGGAGGAGGAAGAGGAUGAAGAGGAGGAGGAGGAGGAGGAAGAAGAGGAGGAGGAAGAGGAUAUGGAGGGAGUGAAGGAGGAGGGCGAUGGGGAGGAGGAGCAAGAGGCCAUGGACUGCAAGGCAGGCGGCCAUCUUGGUUCAGAGAGCGAGGUGGGGGAGGGCGGCGUACCGAAGGAAGUGAAGGCGGAGCCUAAGAGUGAGGCGGCGGGUGGGAAGGAGGCUGUCGCCAGGGGCAAAACGGCCCCUCAGGGAACCGCCGGCGUUUCCAUGAGGACUGGUGGAAAGGGCCCCUCUCGGCCCCUCAAGGUCCGAAUCAAGACCAUAAAAACCCCCACCGGGAGCAUCACCAGAACCGUGACCCGGGUGGCGAACAAGGGGGCGGCCGGCGUGCCGGGGGGCAAGGGUUUGGACCCGGCCAAGGCCCAGCCGGAAGGGCGCAAGGUGGUGAGCAGGCCCCGGAGGAUGGUGGACGCCUCGGGCGGGAACGCGCUCGGACCCCAGCAGCAGAGCGCCAAGACCGCCAUGCUUCCCGUGUCCACGCUGCAGGACGCCAGCUCCGCCAUGCUGGUGGCCGCCAGCAAGGCCCAGAACAAGAUGGUGGCCACCUCCGCCUCCUCCUCCUCGGAGAAAGCCAAGGUCUCCGCCACGGCCGUCAGCAUCACGAAGUCCGCCACCCUCCCGGCGGUCUCCACCUCCUCCGCCGCCUCCCCGAAGUUCGCCAUGGGCGCGGCCACGAUCGGGGUGCGCCAGGCGGGGCAGAAGGCCCUGAACGGGGGCGGGACCGCCCAGUCCGCCGGGGGCCACCAGGUGUCCAAACCGGCGUCCAUCGUGAACAGCACCGGGGCGGUGAUCUCCCGCAGCCAGUCCAGCCUGGUGGAGGCGUUCAACAAGAUCCUCAACAGCAAGAACCUGCUGCCCAGCUACCGGCCGGACCUCUCCACGCCCCCGCCGCCGGAGUGGAGCCUGCCCCUGCCCGCCAACGGCUACCGCUGCCUGGAGUGCGGCGACGCCUUCGCCCUGGAGCGCAGCCUGGCCCGGCACUACGACCGGCGUUCGCUGCGCAUCGAGGUCACCUGCAACCACUGCGCCAAGCGGCUGGCCUUCUUCAACAAGUGCAGCCUGCUGCUGCACGCGCGCGAGCACAAGGAGCGCGGCCUGGUCAUGCAGUGCUCCCACCUCGUCAUGCGCCCCGUCUCCAUCGAGCAGAUGAUCGGCCAGCAGGACACCACGCCCAUCGGCAUGCUCUCCCCAUCCCUUACCUCUCCCUCCGUUUCGACAUCCUCCUCCACCCCGCCGGCAGCUGGAACCGGCCCCGCGGGCCCCAGCCCGUCCAAGGAGACGCCCGCGGCCCCUCCGGGCCCGCCCCGCCGGGCCCCCGAAAGCCCCCAGGCCCUGCUGCCCCUGCCCUGCAAGAAGGGGGACGUGCUCCAGUACCACAACUUCAAGUGUCCCGAGUGCCACGCCCAGUUCGGCGGGAAGGCGGAGCUGGUGGCGCACUUCCAGGAGAUCAAGGCCACUUCCAACACCACCUGCAUGCUCUGCUCUCCGGCGAUGAUGCUGCCGAACGGCUGCAGCACGGCGGCCCACCAGCGGUUCCACAAGCACCGCUCGCCCCACGUGUGCCCCGAGUGCGGGGGCAUCGCCCGGCAGGCCAGCUUCCAGACCCACCUGGAGGAGUCCUGCCUGCACUUCGCCCGCCGCAUCGGCUACAGGUGCUCCAGCUGCCAGGUGGUUUUUGGAGGCCUGAACUCCAUCAAGUCCCACAUCCAGACAGCUCACUGCGAGGUCUUCCACAAGUGCCCCAACUGCCCCAUGGCCUUCAAAUCUGCCCCCAGUGCCCAGGGGCACAUCAGCACCCAGCACCCCAACCUCACCGCCCCACAGGCAAAGAUGAUCUACAAGUGCGUGAUGUGCGACACGGUCUUUACCCAGAAACCCCUGCUUUACAUGCAUUUCGACACCCACCUGGCCAAGCAGAAGGUGCACGUCUUCAAGUGUCCUGAUUGCACCAAGCUCUACGCGCAGAAAGGUUCCAUGAUGGAGCAUAUGAAGACUACUCACAGAGGGCUGUCAGUCAAGCAGGAGGCCGUCAAGGAGGACUCCGGCCCCGCCCCCCGGGCCGCCCCGCCCGCCGCCCCGCCGAAAGCCAAGCCCCCCAGCAAGGCGGAGAGCUCGGACGGGGAGGACUGGGGCGGGGAGCAGGAGCAGGAGGAGGAGGACGAGGAGGAGGAGGACGGGGACGACGGAGGGGACGGGGGCGACGAGGACGCGGACGACCCGCCCAGCUCCCCCGAGUCGGGCGCGGCGGGGGCGCGGCCCAGGGAGCCGGCCGAGUGGAGCUGCAGGCAGUGCCAGACCCGCUACGCCGAGCGCGAGGACUACAUCUCCCACAUGAGGAAGGAGCACGGCAAGUCGGUGAAGAAGUUCCCGUGUCGCAUGUGUGAGCGGUCCUUCUGCUCCGCCCCCAGCCUGCGCCGCCACGUACGGGUCAACCACGAAGGCAUCAAGAGAGUCUUCCACUGCCCGCACUGCACGGAGGGGAAGCGGACCUUCAGCAGCCGGCUCAUCCUGGGGAAGCACAUCCGGGUUCGUCACGGCAGCCAGUCCCGAAACCAGAGCCACAGGCAGCCCAGAGAAGGCCAGGGCGCUGUUCAGACGCGGAAGCGUUCGGCCUCCGGGCGGCUCCUGGACGAGACCAUGGGCAGCUCCUCGGAGCCGGACGGCGAGGGCGGGCCCCGGGCCCUGGGGGGCGGAGCCACGGAGGAGGAAGAGGAGGCGGGCGCGGCGGCGGGGGGGGGAGGGGACGAGAGCGGGGCGGAGGCCGCGGUCAGCCCCGUGAAGCGGCCGAGGGCCGCCCCGGCGCCCGCCGUCCCGGAGGACACGGCCUUCCGCUGCGUGCCCUGCGGGUUCUCCACGGAGGACCAGCAGGAGUUCCUCCGCCACAUCCCCCAGCACCGGCCCGACCCGGCCUCCCAGCAGUGCUCGCACUGCGGGGCCUGCUUCGCCUCGGCCACCUCCCUCAGCCGGCACCGCUUCAUCACCCACCGCGUGCGCGACGCCCCCGCCGAGGCGGCCCCCGCGGCCGGCCAGGCCGACGCCCACGCGGGGGGCGGGGCCCGGCCGGGGGGCGGGGCCUCGGCGCCGUCCGACGCCGCGCUGCACGCCGGCUCCUCCCCCGACUCGCCGUCGCCCCUGCAGCUGGGCGAGGACGCCGAGGGCCGCGUGGGCUGCCGCGUCUGCGGCCGGCGCUUCGACAGGGCCGCGGACCUCAGCACGCACUUCCGAACUCACGGCAUGGCCUUCAUCGCCGCGCACAAGACGGACAGGCCAGUGUAG
Molecule: messenger RNA, 4765 nt
Organism: Conger conger (European conger)
Lineage: Eukaryota; Metazoa; Chordata; Actinopteri; Anguilliformes; Congridae
Gene: znf687b
Product: zinc finger protein 687b
Exons: 10
Coding region: 92-4765 (1557 amino acids)
Source: RefSeq, a predicted model, not a curated record